UGAGUGAGGUUUGCUGUCACCUGGAGAACUUGGCUGAUGAGCACUGUCUGGAAUCUCUGGCCUCCUCACACCCUCACCGCAGCCUGGUGGCUGAGGUCCACCUGCCAAUGCAAACCACCAGCACCAGGCUGCGUGACUCACCCACUCUCCUUUAAAGCCACACCACGUCAAGGCGGUGGCCACUGGAGGAGCCAUGGCUCUCAGCCGCUGCUGCUCCCGCUGGGCACUGUUCUGCUGGCUGGCAGCAUCCGUGGCACAAGGCUGCUUGCUGACUGCAUUUUCCUCUCCGCAGGAGCAGAAGGCUUGGCUGUGCCUUCUGGAGGUGCACAGCUCAACGCUGGCCCCACAGACUGCCAGAUCUUCACGCUCACACCGCCACCUGCCACAAGGAGCCUGGUGACCCGGCCCCAGCCAGUCACGAGGACAUCCAGAUCGCCCUUGCUCUUCUUCCCACAGUGGCCUAGGGUCCCCCCCAGAUUCCCAGGCAGACCUUUCCUCCCUCCGGACUGCAACCGCCACUUCCUGGGACAGCCGUGGUUCUGGCCACGCCGCUGCCUGGCUCCUGGGCGGUAUUUCUGGGGAACACAGCUCAGCGAGGAAAGCUCAUCAGAGGAGACUGAGGAGAGGAAAAGCCUGAGCUUGAGAAGCAGGAGGAGACCUGGCCUCUGACAAGGCCUGGGAAGAGUCCACAUCCUUCUCACAGCCAGAGCUAUGGGAUGAGAACACCAAGCAUCUCGAUGGCCAUGGCUGGAAAUCCUUCUCCCUGGCAGCCUCAAAGACAAUGGAUCUUUGCAAACUAGGGCAGUAACUAUCUCAUUCAUAUCCUACAGGGAAUUAAUGCGAAUAAAAUCCUAAAACUGGAUGUUCCAAUAAUUCUAAUCCACACUGAGAGCCUGGAGAAUCAGCCCUCUCUUCUAAAUCCCCAGCCUAAGAAACUAUUCUGAAAUAAACAUUAGUUGAUCUGUGGUUGCUCAGGACACACUAAAACGGUACCAUUGUGUUAAUUACCUUUUUCACCCUUAUGACAAAAUUCCUGAGAAUAGCACCUGACAGGAGGGGAAACUUUGGCUCACAAAUCCUUGAGGUUCAGUUCAGUCCACUGGUUCCACAGCUCGGUCCUGGUGGAGGUGGAGCAUGUGGUGGGAGGUGAGGAGGAAAGCCGCCCUCCAGAAAGAAGAGGGGAAGAGCCUUCAGGCAGGAGUUAUCUAAGGUUACCACACCCCAUGACUGUUCCCUUCAGCUUCCUCCUCUGUGUAUCCGCCCCAAGGCCACCAUGAGAUGAUGGGCGACCCACCUGGGAAGUCAGCACUCCUGGCCUGAUCACCUCCCCCAAAGUCCACCAGCUAAUCGCAGCCUUUAGCUCCUGAGGUCUGGGGAACACUUCAGAUCCAAGCCAUGGCAGCCAUCUUUGGGCAAAGGUGAGGACGCAGAAAGGUUUGCUCAUGGAUCCCCUUCUGGCUCGGCCCCUGCUCUUUAUCCUGCCCUGCUCACCCACACACACCUAUGUCCUUGAGGCUCAUAGUGCCCUGGCUGCCUGGAACCAGUUGGCUUCAGUUGGGCAUUCUCACCCUAAACACGAGGACUUCUGUGAUUUUUUUGGUCAUUGUUUGAGACAAGUUACCACUGUAGGCCAGGCCGGCCUUGUACUCACAGAAAUCCUCCUGUGUCAGUCUCCCAAGUGGCAAGAUUCCAGGCAGCAGCAUCACACCUGGUUUCAAGGACUCUUGUAGGUGAACUCUUUGAAGUUCUGAACUCUAGCCCCUUCGGAGGCCUUGCUGAGUGAUGGGCAAAGCCCAGGCAGAGAGGACCCGAAAUGAUCCCCUGCUGCAUGCGCUGCAAAGCAGCCUGCUGUCCAGUCACCAGUGAGGCCAGUCCUCUGUGACUUCAGGCGAAGUCACACGGUGCCUGGCCCUGUAGCAGGCGCAGUGAGCAGCCCACCCUUGGGAUUAAGAGUAUGAAAUUCUCUGACUAAGAAAUCAUUUUGUGUCGUUCCUUUGGGUUAAUAAAUUUCACUUUUAAAAUGCA
Messenger RNA from Cavia porcellus (domestic guinea pig), 2025 nucleotides. RefSeq names its product odontogenesis associated phosphoprotein (gene Odaph). Gene Ontology annotation, biological process: positive regulation of enamel mineralization. The transcript has 2 exons. Bases 37 to 669 code for a protein of 210 amino acids. The record is from RefSeq and is a predicted model, not a curated record. Lineage: Eukaryota; Metazoa; Chordata; Mammalia; Rodentia; Caviidae.